Molecule: messenger RNA, 4418 nt
Organism: Malurus melanocephalus (red-backed fairy wren)
Lineage: Eukaryota; Metazoa; Chordata; Aves; Passeriformes; Maluridae
Gene: DNAJC11
Product: DnaJ heat shock protein family (Hsp40) member C11
Exons: 16
Coding region: 41-1720 (559 amino acids)
Biological process (GO): cristae formation
Source: RefSeq, a predicted model, not a curated record
GGGCGCCGCAGCGCGCGGCGCGGGGUGAGAGGUCGGGACGAUGGCGGCGGCCUUGGGCGAGGAGGCGCCGGACAACGAGGACUACUACGGGCUGCUGAACGUGCGCCGCGAGGCCUCCCAGGAUGAGCUGAAGGCCGCGUACCGCCGGCUGUGCAUGCUGUACCACCCCGACAAGCACCGCGACCCCGAGCUCAAAAGCCAGGCUGAGCGCCUCUUCAACCUUGUCCACCAAGCCUAUGAAGUGCUUAGUGACCCACAGACCAGAGCCAUCUAUGACAUAUAUGGGAGGAGAGGACUGGAGAUGGAAGGCUGGGAGGUUGUGGAACGAAAGAGAACUGCAGCUGAAAUCAGGGAAGAAUUUGAGCGUUUGCAAAGAGAGAGGGAAGAGAGAAGACUGCAGCAGCGAACUAAUCCAAAGGGAACAAUUAGUGUGGGAAUAGAUGCCACUGACCUCUUUGAUCGCUACGACGAGGAAUACGAAGAUGUGCCUGGGAGCAGCUUUCCCCAGAUUGAGAUCAACAAAAUGCACAUAUCCCAGUCCAUCGAGGCACCCCUGACUUCCACAGAUACAGCAAUACUGUCUGGUAACCUUUCCACCCAGAAUGGGAACGGAGGGGGAUCAAUUAAUCUUGCACUGAGACGAGUGAUGUCUGCCAAGGGAUGGGGAGAGUUGGAGUUUGGAGCAGGAGACCUUCAUGGACCUCUCUUCGGGCUGAAGAUAUUUCGUAAUCUUACACCAAGAUGUUUCAUCACCACAAACUGUGCCCUGCAGUUCUCAUCGCGCGGGGUCCGCCCUGGCCUCACCACGGUCCUGGCCCGCAACCUGGACAAGAACACCAUGGGCUACUUGCAGUGGMGAUGGGGCAUCCAGUCAGCCAUGAACACCAGCAUUGUCCGGGACACCAAAACCAGCCACUUCACUGUGGCAAUGCAGCUGGGAAUCCCUCAUUCUUUCAUGAUGGUCAGUUACCAGCAUAAGUUUCAGGAUGAGGAUCAAACACGAGUGAAAGGUUCUCUCAAGGCGGGUUUCUUUGGGACCAUAGUGGAGUAUGGAGCAGAGAGGAAGAUUUCCAGACACAGUGUUUUAGGAGCCACUGUCAGCGUUGGUGUUCCUCAAGGAGUGUCCUUGAAAAUCAAGCUGAAUAGGGCCAGCCAGACCUACUUCUUCCCUGUCCACCUAACAGAUCAGCUGCUUCCCAGCGCCGUGUUCUAUGCCACCGUGGGACCUCUCGUUAUCUACUUUGCCAUGCACAGGCUCRUCAUCAAACCCUACCUCAGGGCACAGAAGGAGAGAGAGCUGGAGAAGCAGCGGGAGAGCACAGCCAGUGACAUCCUACAGAAGAAGCAGGAGGCUGAAGCUGCAGUCCGGUUAAUGCAGGAGUCUGUCCGAAGGAUAAUUGAAGCAGAGGARGCCAGAAUGGGUCUGAUUGUAGUGAACGCCUGGUAUGGGAAGUUUGUUAACGACAACAGCAGGAAGAAUGAGAAGGUGAAGGUUAUAGAUGUGACUGUGCCUCUGCARUGCUUGGUGAAGGAUUCUAAACUCAUCCUCACAGAGGCCUCCAAGGCUGGGCUGCCAGGCUUCUAUGACCCCUGYGUGGGUGAGGAGAAGAGUUUGAAAGUGCUUUAUCAGUUCCGAGGAGUUCUGCACCAAGUGAUGUCAGCUGACAACGAGGCCCUUAGGAUACCAAAGCAAUCUCACAGGAUCGAUGCCGAUGGCUAAUCCGCAUCUCUCACGGUACCUGGGUCAACGGAAAAACUGCAAAACCUCCCCCGGACGCUGCGAGUUUGAACAGAGACACUUUUAUUUUUACUGUCUGUAUAGCAGGCAGUGUCCUGCCGGUUCUGUUAGGGACAAAAGGACAGACCCUGCUGCUCCAGGCGGUUCCCAGGCAAUAUCUGAGUUGUGGCUCGGUACCCAAUAAAGCAGCGUGACUCUGAGUGCACAGUGCUUUCUGCUGGGGCAUCCUGCUCCCAGCUGGCCACAACCCAUUGGUGCACUCACACCUCUCUCCUGGCGCUCAGCAGGGACAAAGACCUGUUGUUCUCACUUCUCCAAAUACUUCCUGGGGUAGGUAACACACCUGUUCAUGAGGGGAUUUUCAGUUCUUCGGCCAUCUCCUGGAAAGUCCCCUGAAAAAUCCAUUUGGAGAGAGGUCAGCGAUUGUUUCAAUCUCAAAUCUGUGUUUGAAAUGCACUUGUUAAGAAAAGUAUGUGCUUAAAUAUGAAUGAAUUUGCCUUUUGUAGUAACAUGGACCUCUUCAGCACCMAUCUGUCCAGCUGCUCAUUUCCAACACUGCUCUUCUAGACAAGGUGUAUCAUAGUUUUAUUUAUUCUUCUGCCACUCACAACCAUGUAUUGUCAAGGGUUUCCAGAAAAGAGGAAAGCAAGUGAGGGAGAAGGACAGCAAUGAAUUUAAUCUGAUUCUGAUGCUGCAACUAUUUCUUCACAUCUAAUUUAUUUCUAGUAAAAAUAGUAGUUCAUACAAGUAAASCAUACCAAAGUGAGGAGAGAUGCAAAUGGAUAAAGAGCUGAAAAGGUAAUGUUCAUCUGCCCUUUCUGCAGCAGUUAUGGCAUGAAUUUACUGGCUUUAUCUUGCCUAGAAGCCCUGUCAGGGAUUUCCAGCAGAAAGGCAGUCCUGGGCUGGUGACACAGCAGCUGGAAACGGCRCCUUGUAGAAUCUGCUACACGCUGGGUACAUCAGCACCACUGAGGCUUUUCCAGAGAGACAAGGCAUCGGGGUAGCUGUUCCUUGGUCACAGUUUUGUUCUGUGUUAGUCCAGACCAGCCUGGACUAACAGCAGAGGGGGAAACAUCUGUGUCUAGCCAGUGCAUGCAGAGUUGCUCUUGGCAACUCCUGCCAUAACUCCUUUCCUGCAUGGACCUGGCCCGUGUUCUGGGCAGCCUUGGUUCUCUGUACUCAGGUCACUGCACCAGGAGAAUGAGAUUUAUGAAAAGCUGACUUACUUGAGCCAGUUUGAAAGAGAUGCUCUCCCCUCUAAAAAACAAGUUCAUAUUAUGAAGGGAUGUUCACUUGUUUUUAUUAAAACCAAAACUUUUAGUUGUGACCAGUUCCUGGUGCAGGGCUUUAUUUURUUUAUGGCCAGCAUUCUGUCCAUCUGAAAUUAAAUGGAAAAUGUGCAAUAAAUUAUAUUAAGCUGAAAAGCAGCUCCCAUUCCCUUUGCAUCUGUAGGAAACUCCUGAGAUUAAAGCCCCGGAAAACAAGAUUUGCAAGUUUUAAGCCUAACGCCUUUCUUCAUCCCAUCCAGCUCACUGACCUCUCCUGGGUGGGACUGGACAGAAGUCUCCUCCAGUUCCUUUCUAAUGUCACUGUACAAAGUGUUUGGUCAGAAGUGAGGAGCCAGCCUGUAGAGACUAAAGACAUGGCAGAAUAGUCCCACACGAGCAUCCCUGAGAGCCAGAUGCUGGGUCAGUCUCCCCAGUUCACCUCCUCCUUUCUUGUUUUCUGUGCCAAGUUUUGGUAAGACUUCAAGAGCAGCCCCACUGCAGAACCACAACCUUUACCACCAUAUUCUUGCUGUGAGCAGCUGCCAUUUUACAGCCACAACUCCCCUGGGACUUCUCUUUAUCACUCUAGAAUUCAGAAUUACCAACAGAAUUAAAAUAGAAGCUCUAAGCAAGCAGAGCUUAGCUUGCAGUGUGACCUAGUGCCAUUUCCAAAAGGUUGAGCCACCUUUUCAGUUUGCCAAGGUGUUCAGGCUGCUGCUUUGAUGGCACUACUCGUGGGGUUGUGGUACAUCCAGGAGCUGCAGGGUGGCACCAAGGCUCUGGCAGCCCUUGGGUGGUUCAGAGUCCUCGAUGCUGCCCGGUGGCGGGGAGGGAGGGAGCUCUCUUUGACCACAGCUCCCAGAGUGUUCACAGGGGCUUGAUUUGGGUCUGGCCAAGAAUCUCAUCCUUACCAGGGGGUGCAGUGCAGCCCUAAGGCUGUUUGUGAGGCUGCAGGGACCUGGUGCCAGGACUGUGCAUUCCGACACCAUUGGCAUUGUGGCCUGAGCCCCAUCCCCCAGCUCAGURAUYGCAYCCUUCUGCAGGUCCCUGCYGCCUUCAGCCACUCUGGGCAGUUGYUGCCUCCCAUCCCUCCACCCUGCCCAGCCACAGGGCUCUGUCMCCAUGUCCCACACUCAGCAGAGCCUGGCAAGGAGCAGCUGCUCCAGAAAAAGGYGGAGAUACCUGCCAGCUCUUCCUACCCCUGCCUGACUUGAUGUAUUUUUUUUUUGGGAAGAGCACUUGAAGUGUCCUGUCUUCCUGCUGCCUAGCACAACAGCUCAUGCAUCAUUAAAUCAUAACAGCAGACUCCUGAGUUUGGAACAAACUCRUUGUUCAUUUGUCUCACAUUUAAGAAAAAAACAUGGUUCAUUAAAAGUUUUAAUGAAAAAAUAAAGUUCUGAAUUAAACUAUAA